Molecule: messenger RNA, 309 nt
Organism: Dibothriocephalus latus
Lineage: Eukaryota; Metazoa; Platyhelminthes; Cestoda; Diphyllobothriidea; Diphyllobothriidae
Source: the annotation of a GenBank genome assembly
GCCUGUCGUUUCGGCCGUGUGCAGCAUCUGGAGCAGCUGAUCGCAUACGGCGCGGACAUAAACAGUCAGACAACCUUCAACGGCAACACUCCACUGCACUUCUGUGCCUAUAACGGCCAGGAGGCCUGUGGACGUCUGCUGCUGUUUCGCGGAGCCGACCGCAACCUGAAGAAUCGCGCCGGACAUACUGCCUAUCAGGAGGCGGUGCUGGCCGACCACGCCAGCACGGCUGCUCUGAUUCGUGAUUUCCGGGAGGAAGAUGUCGGUAAGCCCCGGGGGUUUCAGCUUCAUGCUACAGAGUUGUUUUAA